AAUUGCAGUUUCUUCGUGUAGAACUUGCGUAUUUAAUUGCAUUGCAACAUACAUUAUUUUACAUAAGAUCCUAUCGAAUGAAUAAUCAUUAACAAAACCUCGAAAUCGUUCGACAAAAGAAAAGGAAAAAAGGGAAGCACAAACGAAUUAGAAAGAUCGAUGAAAGAAUGAUUUAUCAAUCGAUCGGCCAAUAAUUAUUAUGCACGUUAUAACAGAAUUUGGCAGCACUGGUGGCUUAAAAUGAAAUAAUAAUUCAGUGUAUUUCAUAGUCAUAUGUUUUCUGUCAUGAAAGAGUCGCUGUCAAAUUUCGCGAAACACACUUUGUAAGUGAAAACGGCAAACGUGUCGUCGCCACGGAAUAACUCACGAUCUCACGAUCGAGAUACGUUAUGCUACGUGUACAUCUGCAUUUACGUUGCUAAGUUUCCACAGGGGAACAUAACCUAAUUCUCCAAGAUCUUCUCUCGCUUACCACGCUAGGUAACACUUUGAACGUGUGAUAUUGAAUCGAUAUAACACGUUUUGAAAAUCUUGGUGAAUGUCUGCGCCUUGUUAUGAUUGUUACGUGAACAAUGCUGUCUCUGUGAGUUCCUCAAGUUAAGAAACCUCAACGAAAGAUUUCUCAAGUUAACGGGUAGAGGUACUCGUGUUGUUGUGCAAGGGAACGUGCGUUUUAAAACAGGCAGAAAGAUUAAGGGCGAUUAAUCGGUGAUAUUAGAAUAUCAGAAUUUACAAGACAUUCGUUUCGCGAAGAUGAAGAGGAUAACGAAUAGUGCGACAGCGAGACUAAAACAGGACUAUUUGCGUCUUAAAAAGGAUUCCAUACCUUACGUCGUCGCAGAGCCAGUACCGUCGAAUAUAUUAGAAUGGCACUAUGUUGUAAAAGGUCCGGAGAAAACACCGUACGAGGGUGGAUUUUAUCAUGGGAAGCUUAUAUUUCCAAUAGAAUUUCCAUUUCAGCCUCCUAGCAUUUACAUGACUACUCCAAACGGGAGAUUCAAGGUCAACACAAGAUUGUGCUUGUCCAUUUCUGACUUCCACCCUGACACAUGGAAUCCAGCAUGGAGUGUGUCUACGAUUCUAACAGGAUUACUUAGUUUUAUGAUUGAAAACAGCCCUACCAUGGGUAGCAUCAACACGUCUGAUUACGAGAAGAAACAAUUCGCUGCACAGAGCUUGGAGUACAACUUGAAAGACAAAAUGUUCUGCGAACUUUUCCCAGAGACUGUCGAGACGAUAAAGGUGGAACUGGAACAGAGGAAAGAGCUGGAGAAACAAGCGAGGCAUCAGACUACAACUUCGGAAGUUUCGUCGCUGUUACGCGACCAGCUACAAAGGGAUCAAAGUCCGUUGUAUAGUGUGCUCACCAAUCUCAUUGUCAUCAUAGGAUUUGCGGCAUUCGCUUUCACAGUAAAAUACGUAUUAUGGAGUGUAGCGAUGGAAUAAGAGUGAAUGAAAAGAAGGAAACGAAAGAUGAAUGCACACGCAGCAGCAGCAUUCGUUGUUUAAGUAAUGAAGGAAAACGCAGGGAAAAAUGUUGUGAUAACGAUGCGUGCAGAUCUUUGAAAGGUAUUAGAAAUCGGGACUGUUUCAUCGAACAAAAACUCGUGGAUUCUACCACGUGAAAUACUAUUUAACUUCUUGGUUUCCGAGUACACUGAUACACCGCACCGGGAGUUUGUUAAAUUUUUAUAUCAGAGUUACUUGUAAAAUACGAGUUGUACUAUAUUCUCAAAUUUUUAACGUGAUAAUCGCGGAGCAACCUAUCGGUAACGAUUCCUCGACGAGUUCCAUCUGUGAGCGUUUAUCAUCAGACGAAAUACUAAUAGGUUUUUUAUCCAAU
Molecule: messenger RNA, 1843 nt
Organism: Heterotrigona itama
Lineage: Eukaryota; Metazoa; Arthropoda; Insecta; Hymenoptera; Apidae
Source: the annotation of a GenBank genome assembly